AUUUUUGUUAACGGAACAUGAAUGAAAUAAUCAACGAUGUUAAUUUAUUAAAAAUUUAUUUGACUUUUAUAUAGACGUUGAGUAAUCGUCAGUAAGUUCGUUGUUUAACAAUUUUAUGUCAGAACGGUCGAUAACGACGAGAGGAGCACGACGAUAAAGAAAAUUGUCUAUCUUUAUGCAUUCUGAAGUUUAUGAUUAUCGUGUUGGAAGUGUUCUACACUCCUGACACUUGACGUUACGAAUUAUCAAGUUACUUGUAAGGGCUCUUAAAUACAAACAUGGCGUAAGAAAUAAUAACAGCGAAAAUGAGCAGGAUACCGAAAACGGCCUGUCCAGGAGGCGGCCUUUAUGUCGUCGAAGGCGAGGUCUGUCUCUUGGCGACAGCAAUGCGACGAGGUACCCGAUGGUCCUCGCAUUCUCAUCAGGACGACGAUCAGGAUGCCCUUAUAAAAGGCUUGUCGACAUUGAAGGAAGCGUUGAAUGAGGUAAAAGAUUUGUCUCAGUUGGAACCUGGUGUAUUCUUGGCUCCAUUUCUUGAAAUCAUACGUUCUGAAGAAACUACAGGACCUGUUACCAGUCUUGCAUUAUCUGCCGUUAAUAAAUUUAUAUCUUAUGGCUUUGUUAAUCCUGAUCAUUCUGCAAUAGCAACGUGUGUAGAAGCAAUAGCUGAUGCCGUUACUCAUGCUAGAUUUGUAGGUACAGAUGCAGCGGGAGAUGGAGUCGUUCUUAUGAGAAUAUUGCAGGUUUUAAAAGCACUUAUGCUAGCACCAGCAGGGGAUCAUUUAUCCAAUGAAAGUAUUUGCGAAAUAAUGCUUAGCUGUUUUAGGAUAUGUUUUGAAACACGUCUUAGUGAACUUUUAAGAAGAACAGCAGAGCAUUGUCUACGAGAUAUAGUACAGCAUCUUUUCACUAGAUUACCAUUGUUCGCUGAUGACACAAGAGUUUUAUUGAGUAUGAAGAAAAUGAGAACGAAUAGUAUGGAAAGUACACGUACUAAACAUAAAAAGAAUAAAAUUCAUUCCAAACCAAGAUUAAAAUCGAAUGUAGAUGAUAUCGAAGAUGAAACGCAUCUUUUGAGUUCAGUCGAUAAAGUUAGAGCAGAAAAUGUAGUUACUUCGCCUGUUACUGCAGGAGGAAACAUUGUAGAUAUGCAAGGUUCUUUAGAUCAUGGAACGUCAUCUGAUAAAAUAGAAGAUGAAAAGAAUGAUAACAAGGAAAAUAAUAACAAAACCGACAAUAGCAAGAGCGAGUCUAUUAAGGAUGAAAUUUCGGAGGAACAGAAACAAGAAAAUUCAUUGAAUGACACGAAACAAAAAGUUCACGGUGAGAUAGAGAAAACUGAUAGUAUUAAUGGAUCACAAAAGGAUGAAAUUUCCCAAGUAGAAAUAAAAAUUUUAGGAAAGGAAGAUAUAGUUAAUACAAAAGGUACAUUAGAAGAAGAGUCUAAUAAUUCUCUUAAACAAAACGUAGCGGAGAGUCAAGAAAUACGAUCAAUAGAUGAAGAAAAAAGUAUUGACACUAUACAAUCACCAGUUGGUAGUGUAGAAGAUUUAUCCACAGACGAAAGUAUUACUAAUACAUCUAAAAUAUCGAAAACGAAAGAACCAGAACAAAUAGAAGAAUAUAUUAAUACUCAGGGAGUUCGGUUUAUGCCACUUCAACAAUUAGCACCAUAUGGUGCUUUGUGUGUGCGCGAGCUAUUUAGAUUCUUAGUUUCUUUGUGUAGUCCUCUUGAUAAACAAAAUAAUGAAGUUAUGACUCAUCUGGGUCUUAAUUUAUUGCAAGUAGCAUUGGAAAUUGCAGCAGAUGCUUUAUCUAACUUCCCAUCUCUACUUUUAUUGGUGAAAGAUGAUCUCUGUCGGAAUCUUAUUCUGCUUCUUGGAACUGAUAGAUUAUCGAUUCUUGCUGCAGACUUGCAAGUAUCUUUUUUACUAUUUGAAUCACAAAGAGAGUAUCUCAAAUUUCAAAUGGAGCAUUACAUAAUUAAAUUAACAGAAAUAGUGAGCUCAGAUUCUAAUAGGAUAUCGUACGAACAACGUGAAUUAGCACUUGAAGCUAUCGUAAGGCUAUGGAGAAUACCAGGAUUACCAGCAGAAUUGUAUCUGAAUUAUGAUUGUGGAUUGUAUUCGACAAAUCUUUAUGAAGAGUUAAUGAAAUUGCUUUCUAAGAAUGCCUCUGCUCUUAUGGGUAAUAUGCACAGUAUGCAAUUCAUUUCCUUGGAUGCAAUAUUUAUGCUUAUUUCUGGCAUGGAAAUUAGAUGUAAAGGCUACAAAGAAUUAUGCAAAUCUUCCAGGCAUAGUACCUCACAAAAUCUUCCAACGCGAGAAGAAUUACUUUCUAUAAAAACAAAUAAACGGUGGUUGAUAGUAGGAACAGAAAAGUUUAAUGAAAAUCCUCGAGAAGGAAUCACGAAGCUUACAGAGCACGGGCUUUUAGGAGGUAGUCCAGGACAUCCUGAUCCAGAAAAGGUUGCUAAACUUUUGAGAGAAAAUCCUGGACUUGACAAAAAAGCCAUUGGUGAAUAUAUAAGUAAGAAAGAGAAUAAGAAUAUUCUUAAUUGUUUUGUGCACAAUUUUGAUCUAAGAAACACUCGGAUCGAUCAAGCUCUAAGGCUCUAUUUAGAGUCUUUCAGAUUACCUGGCGAAGCUCCACUUAUUUCUCUUUUGCUUGAAAAGUUCGCUGAACACUGGCAUGAUAGUAAUGGCAAACCAUUUAGUUCAGCAGACGCGGCAUUUACUUUGGCAUAUGCAGUAAUUAUGUUAAACGUUGAUCAGCAUAAUUAUAAUGUCAAAAGACAAAAUAAUCCUAUGACCGCUGACGAAUUCAAGAGAAAUUUAAAGAAAGUAAACGGUGGUGCUGACUUUGAUCAAGAUAUGUUGGAUGAGAUAUAUUCUUCUAUAAAGGGAGAAGAAAUUGUAAUGCCAGCUGAACAAACUGGUUUAGUUAAAGAUAAUUAUUUGUGGAAGGUAUUAUUACGUAGAGGUGCUGGUCCAGAAAGUUCAUAUUUGAAAGUUGGAAAUGCUAGUGAGAUUGUUGAUAAAGAAUUAGCAGAGCACGCAUGGGCUCCGAUUAUAAGUGCUUUGUGUAGAGCAUAUGACAAAGCACCAGAUAAAGCUUUGCAACGCAGAGUAGCUCAGACAUUUCUUAGCUGUGCUGCUAUAAGCGCUCAUUAUAGCAUCAGUAGUGACUUAGAUACUCUUGUUGUCAGUCUCUGCAAAUUCACAGGACUAGCAACAGGUGGUGAACCUGAACAAGUUGUUCUCCAUAUAGGAGGUAGUGGAAAAUGUCAAUUAGCUGCACGUACGCUUUUCAAAAUUACGCAUUCACAUGGGAAUGCUUUGAGAGCAUCAUGGAAAAAUAUCGUCGAUUGCCUGCAAGCGUUGUACAAGGCAAGAUUGUUACCAAAGAGCCUUACAGAAGGAGAAGAUUUUAUAGAUCCGUCUGGUAAAGUGUCUUUGAUUCGAGAAUCAACAACACCGAAACAACCUCCGGUCGAUCAAGGAAUAUUAUCUAGUUUGUACUCAUAUAUCGCGUUAGAUACUUCUCGAAUGCCUCAUCCCGCAGAAGCAACCGCUCGCAAAAGAGCUACUGAAUUUGUAGCCAAUUGCUAUUUAAAACAAAUUAUAGAAGAAAGUAAAUUCUUACAGGUUGAAUCCCUUCGUUCACUUAUCGGUGCCCUUGUGUCGGCAAAUUCAGACGAUGAAGAUAUUUCAGUUUUUCUAUUAGAAUUACUAUUAGAAGUGACCAUUCAAAAUCGGGAUAGAGUAAUGUGCAUAUGGCCGAUAGUGCAAGCUCAUUUGGAUGGUUUAUUAACUACAAGCGCCAGAGAAAAUCAUCCAUAUCUUUUAGAGAGAGUAACAGUGGGUAUGCUGAGAUUGGCUAUCAGAUUAUUACGCGGAGAAGAAUUUGCAUAUACGGUUUUACCACCUUUGCUACCUUUGACUCAUCUACCUUCCUCCGCUUGUCCACCCUUAGCAAGACAGAUCGCUUACGGAUUGUUUGAAUUAGUAAAAACAGGUGCAGCAAAUAUUCAUAAUACAGAAGAUUGGAAAGUUGUAUUUAAUUUGCUGGAGUGUGCCGGAGCGGGUGCUUUGUCACCUAAACAGACAAAUACUGUAGUAGAUGAAGUAGUAAAUAGCAGAGCAUCUGUCCUUGAUCCUAGACCUAUCAGUCCUGUACCGGAGUGGGUACUCGUGUCGCCAACAGGAACAGAAGCACCACUUCCGGUUGCUGCUGAUACGAUAGUUCUAGAUCGAGACCUGCAACCUCACGAUCCUGCUGCUUUAAUCAAGUGUUGUGAAAGUUUAACUUUUCUAGUUCGAGAUGUGGCUCACGUAACACCAUUCAAUUUCGAGAUGUGUGUUCGUUGUAUAAGAACUUUUGCCGAAGCUGCCCUUCAAUGUGCUGGAAAACGUAACAGAAUACAUAGUAAUACGGAAGAACCACUUGGUUAUCAACAAUGUCCUAUACACCUUUUGGAUUUGAUGCACGUAUUGCAUACAAGAACUGCUCAUGUUUUUCGAUGGUGGGCCGAAGAAGGUGGAACCACAGAAGGAGUUUCUCUUUGGCCUCAAGCUUGGAGACCUCUUUUGCAAGGAAUUGCGCGUCUAUGUUGUGACGCUCGUAGACCAGUUCGUACAGCAGCUAUUACAAAUUUACAAAGUACAUUACUCGCUCAUGAUUUGGCUCAACUGACGGCCAUCGAAUGGUCGCAAUGUUUGGAACAGGUGUUGUUCCCUUUGUUAGCUCAAUUACUUGGACCUAUUGCAACCAAUGAUCCUAUCGGCGUUGAAGAGACAAGAGUUAGAGCUGCCAUGCUAUUAUCAAAGGUCUUUCUUCAUCAUUUAACACCUUUACUAACUCUUCCUGGAUUUCUUCCUCUUUGGUUGACAGUACUCGACUUAUUGCGUGCUUACAUGCACGCAGACAAUAGCGAGCUUUUGUUUGAAGCAAUACCUGAGUCCUUGAAAAACAUGUUGUUGGUAAUGUCUUCUGCAAACGUGUUGGCACCUAGUUCCAAUUUGUGGGCUCCAACAUGGAGAGCAAUCGAUGGAUUUUUACCAACGUUAAAGGCAGAAUUAUUUCCUGAGCCGCCUCCUCCGCCAUUAUCAUCGCAAACGCAGCAAGUUCCACAAGUUAUUAGUUUAAUUGGUCAACAACAACCUUCAUUUUCAAAAACCGUAGCUCCUCAAACAGAGCUUUCACAUUCGCAGAAAGAAAAUACUUGUCAUACAUUGGAAGUAAAAUCAGGCGCAUCUGAAUUCGAAGGUGUUUCACGAACCGGAGGAAUCCCUAUUCCGAUUUCUUUACCUCCUCUUGGAUUUGAAAGUAAGGAAACGCAACAAGUAAUCACUUUAGUAAAUCAACCACCACCAAGCGUAUCCAGUCCAGUUGCAGUACAGCCAGCUGCUCAACGUGUAUUCGAUAUUUGUCAAAUAGUGCCACAUAAAAUGGAAGUAUCCGAACAACAACAGCUACACCCGCAGUCGGGAUUAAAAGAAGAAGAUAUCGAUCGACUUUCGAAGAUAAAUCAAAAAAACGAGUAUUCUACAACGCAAAAAUAUGAAAAAUGGAUACAGCAGCAUUCUUUGCAACAACAAAAAUGUUCGUUAGAAGAUCCCUGUACACAGCCCUUCGUUUACAAACAAAAUCAGGAGUUUCAACAUAUGGCAACAGUGAAUCCCUCACAUUGUGCUGAUACAUCUGAGACGACGACAGUAGAUACUACAGCGACAACGAUGUUUAAUUCUGCAGCGUAUUUUAGCGAGGAUCCCGCGGCGGACCGUCUGUUCGUCGUAACAAAUCCUUGACGACUGUACAUUCGUUAUAUAUAUUGUAUUAUAUAACUAUUUCUAUAAAGGUAAAAUCAUGUUUUACAGAUGAUAAAUUUUUAAGUACUAUAGAUCAGUAUAAUGUCGGGUAAAAAUGAAACCAUACAUCUUUGGCUUGUAUAUUUGGCACAGCGAUGAUAUAUAUAUAUAUAUGUAUAUAUAUAUAUGUAUAUACAUAUAUGUAUAUAUAUAUAUACAUAUACGUAUACAUACAUAUAUAUAUAUAUACACAUAAUAUAUUAAUAAAAAUAUAAUAAUAUGAUAUGUUAUUCUACUUGAUUCUCUGUACAAUGUGUUAUUGUUGUGGAUAUUUUAUUAGAUUUCUCCUUCGAGAUAGCCAGAUUUUUUGUUGGUUGUAAAUUUUUGAUAACCGCUCUUAAGUAUAUAAAACAUACAGAAUUUAGUAUUGAAUUUCGUAAAUUUUCCUGUAGGUGAUUCAUGUGAUUGUUAAAGUUUGUUAAUGCUUUAUAUGAUGCCGUAUUCAGAAAUUAUAUAAAAACCAAAGAAAUAAAUUUACGCACUUCAGUCAAAACAUAGAAAUAUUUGAAUCGAAUCACUAAUUUUUUCGACGUCUUUGAUGAAAUAAUAAUCAUGAUAAUAAAAUAAGGAUUUUAAUAAUAAUAAUAAUUCAAUUCAAAUGUAUUUUUUUUUCAUUAGUCUCUGAUAAUUUUAUGAUAAUAUUAGCAUUGCAUAUUUGCAGAAAAAAAGAAAUAUAUAUAUCGAAAUUAUAUAUUUAUUAAUGUUAUUUUCUUUGGCGAUGGAAAAUUCGUUUCAUUACUUAUUAUUAAUAUACAAUAAAACUACUAUCUAACUUCAAACGCGUAUAAGUCAUAUCUCUCAAGUAUUCCUAGUCGUUCUCUAACGUUUUUAAGUUUUUAAUAGAGUUGAUUAUAGCACGUUUAUGUCAAAUUCUCGCCUUGACAGAUAUUAUGUGUAUGUACAGUAUCGAAUAGUAUUGUUUCGUAACACUUAUUCUCUUUAGAUUGUGACAAAUAAUUAAAAUAAAAGAUGAAUAUACGCUC
Vespula pensylvanica (western yellowjacket) is the source of this 6853-nucleotide messenger RNA. It is a transcript of the gene garz, whose product is annotated as Golgi-specific brefeldin A-resistance guanine nucleotide exchange factor 1. The record is from RefSeq and is a predicted model, not a curated record. Gene Ontology annotation, molecular function: guanyl-nucleotide exchange factor activity. Lineage: Eukaryota; Metazoa; Arthropoda; Insecta; Hymenoptera; Vespidae. Gene Ontology annotation, biological process: regulation of ARF protein signal transduction. The transcript has 15 exons. Bases 306 to 5810 code for a protein of 1834 amino acids.